Messenger RNA from Hansenula ciferrii, 2718 nucleotides. It is a transcript of the gene MCM3, whose product is annotated as MCM DNA helicase complex subunit MCM3. The coding region runs from base 1 to 2718 and encodes 905 amino acids. Gene Ontology annotation, biological process: mitotic DNA replication initiation; DNA replication; double-strand break repair via break-induced replication. The record is from RefSeq and is a predicted model, not a curated record. Gene Ontology annotation, cellular component: nucleus; MCM complex. The transcript has a single exon. Lineage: Eukaryota; Fungi; Ascomycota; Saccharomycetes; Phaffomycetales; Wickerhamomycetaceae. Gene Ontology annotation, molecular function: single-stranded DNA helicase activity; ATP hydrolysis activity; ATP binding.
AUGGAUGAAGUUAAUGAAACAGCUGAUGCCAUCUUUGGUGAUCGUCUUCGUCGUUUCCAGGAAUUUUUAGAUGCAGCUGAUGGGUCAACAGAUUAUAGAGAAUCCAUUAGAGAUUUAUUGACAAAAGGUGAAAAAAGAUUGGUGGUUUCAGUUGAUGAACUAAGAGAGUUCGAUAGAGAAUCAUGGACUGGGUUAUUGAAUGAGCCAGCUGAUUUUCUUCCAGCUUUCGAAAGAGCAUUGAGAGAUAUGGUCACAGCUAUCUAUGAUCCAAAUAAUCCAGGUUUCAAAGAAAUUGAUGAUCAAAAUCAAUUUUAUUUAGCUUUUAGAGGUGCUUUUGGUCAUCAUUCUGUCUCUCCAAGAACUAUUAGAGCUACACAUUUAUCCAAGAUGAUUUCAGUGGAAGGUAUCGUUACAAGAGCUUCUUUAGUUCGUCCAAAAGUUGUUAGAUCUGUUCAUUAUUGUGAACAUUCUGGUAGAUUUCAUGCUAGAGAAUAUAGAGAUCAAACAACUUCAUUCAAUCCAAUCACAACUGCUGCUAUAUAUCCAACAGAAGAUCCAGAUGGUUAUAAAUUAAUGACUGAAUAUGGUUAUUCAACUUAUAGAGAUCAUCAAACUAUUACAUUACAAGAAAUGCCUGAAAGAGCACCUGCUGGUCAGUUACCAAGAUCUUUAGAAGUCGUUCUUGAUGAUGAUUUAGUUGAUACUUUGAAACCUGGUGAUCGUGUUCAAAUCGUUGGUGUUUAUAGAUCCUUAGGUGGUGCUGGUAAUACAUCAUCUUCAUUUAGAACUGUUAUCUUAGCAAAUUCAGUUUAUCCAUUACAUGCUAGAUCUACAGGUGUUUCAGCUAAAGAAACAAUCACAGAUUCAGACAUAAGAAAUAUUAACAAAGUUUCCAAAAAUAGUAAAGUUUUUGAAAUGAUGUCUCAAUCAUUAGCACCAUCAAUUUAUGGUCAUGAAUAUAUCAAAAAAGCUGUUUUAUUAAUGUUAUUAGGUGGUGUGGAGAAAAAUUUAGAUAAUGGUUCACAUUUAAGAGGUGAUAUUAACGUCUUAAUGGUUGGUGAUCCAUCUACAGCUAAAUCUCAAAUUUUAAGAUUCGUGUUAAAUACAGCAUCAUUAGCUAUUGCCACUACAGGUAGAGGUUCUUCAGGUGUUGGUUUGACAGCUGCUGUUACCAUGGACAAAGAAACUGGUGAAAGAAGAUUAGAAGCGGGUGCGAUGGUUUUAGCUGAUAGAGGUAUUGUUUGUAUUGAUGAAUUUGAUAAAAUGUCUGAUACUGAUAGAGUUGCAAUUCAUGAAGUUAUGGAACAACAAACAGUUACAAUUUCCAAAGCUGGUAUUCAUACAUCACUAAAUGCUCGUUGUUCAGUUGUUGCUGCUGCAAAUCCUGUGUUUGGUCAAUAUGAUGUUCAUAAAGAACCACAUAAAAACAUUGCAUUACCAGAUUCAUUAUUAUCACGUUUUGAUUUAUUAUUUAUUGUCACUGAUGAUGUUAAUAUGGAAAGAGAUAGAUCUAUUUCUGAACAUGUUUUAAAAUCACAUAGAUUCCAACCUGCAGGUUAUGCUGAAGGUGAACCAAUCAGAGAAAAAGUUAAUUUAUCAUUAGCUGUUGGUAACGAAAAAUUAAAUCCAGAAGAUGAUGAAGAUCAAGAACAACCAGUUUAUGAAAAAUUCAAUCCAUUAUUACAUGCAGGUGCUGAAGCUGCAUUAAAUGUCAAUCAUACAAGUGGAAAACGUAAAAAACCAAAGAUUUUAUCAAUCCCAUUUAUAAGAAAAUAUGUUCAAUAUGCUAAAAAUCGUAUUGAACCAGUUUUAACAAAAAAUGCUUCUGAUUAUAUUGUUCAAACAUAUGCUGAUUUAAGAAAUGAUGAAGGUAAUGUUGGUCAAAGAACCUCUCCAAUCACAGCACGUACUUUAGAAACAUUAAUUCGUUUAUCAACUGCACAUGCAAAAGUUAGAUUAAGUAAAACUGUUGAUGUUAAAGAUGCUAAAAUUGCUGAAGAAUUAUUGAAAUUUGCCCUAUUCAAAGAGAUUGUUAAGAAAAGAACAACUAAGAAACAAAAAAGAUCCCGUCAUGGCUCUGAAAUUGAUACUGAUGAAGAAGAUGAAACUGCACAAGAAGAAGAUGAUGAUGAUGAUGAAUUAGAAGACCGUGAUGAAUUUAUCCCAGAAAGAACACCAGCAGGUUCACAAAGAAGUACAAGAAAUUCACAAAGAAUUAGACAACCUUCAAGUCCCGCUCGUUCUUCACAACCUGGUCUUAAUGAAGAUGAUUAUAUUCCACGUCAUCCAGAUGAUGAUACUCAAGAAACACAAUCUUCUCAAGUUCCUGAAGAAUUAAUAAGCGGUUUACAUAUAGAUCCACCAACACCAUUAGAACCUGCUGAAGAAGAAAACGCAGAAUCAUCAGGCCCAGCAACACCAAAUGAACCAGAACAAGAACCUGUUAGACCAUUGGCUACAGCUCAACCUAUACAGAGGGCACCAACUAUUUCACCUGAUAGAUAUAAGACAAUUUCUCAAAUUGUUGCAAUUUUAGUUCAAGGUGAAUUGUUUGAUAAUGAUGAAAGUAACUGUCCAAUAGGUUUAUUAUUAGAUGAAGUUAACAAAAAAGUUUCAACUGAAGAUCAAUUCACAGAAGAAGAAUACAAUGCCGCUCUUAAUGAAUUAGAAAAAAGAAAUCAUAUAAUGAGAGCUGACGGUAAAGUUUAUAAAGUUUAG